CAAUUUAAAGCUGACAGACACACACUUUCUAUUUCAUCUCUUUCGAAGAAUAGUGUAGCAGAAUUUUCUCACGAAUCACACUCACACUCUCUGAGAUUCAUCGUGUCGUAUAAACGAGCACAAAAAGAAGCUUUCAAACCCUAAAUCUCAAUUCUUCAACUUUAUGAACAAAUCGCAACAAGAAUCGUUACAAUGCCAGUUUCAACUCGAUCUCACACAAAAAACGCUCCAAUUCCACAACAACAACCACAUCAAUGUUUAAAGGAGAAAUUGAAAGCACUAACACUCUUAUACGAGCAACAAAAUCUCAAGAACCGUUCUUUCAAUCCUCCAAAACAAGAAGACAAUGUCGUUGCGAAGAAGAAGAAGAAGCUUUCGUUGGUUGAUGAGAAUAGGAUAAUGGUGUUUGUGAGAGUGAGGCCAAUUGCGAAGAAAGAAGCGGGUUCGAGGUGUUGUGUGAGGAUUGUGAAUCAUUGUGAAGUUUAUUUGACGGAAUUUGCUGCUCAGGAUGAUUACUUGAGGUUGAAGCGGGUUCGGGGUCGGCAUUUUACGUUUGAUGCUUGUUUUUCUGAUUCAGCUACUCAGCAGGAAGUUUAUUCUACCUCAACCUCAGAACUCGUGGAAUCAGUUCUGCAAGGGAAGAAUGGGACAGUUUUCUGUUAUGGUGCCACCGGAGCUGGAAAAACUUACACAAUGCUUGGUACAGUGGAAAGCCCGGGAGUGAUGGUGUUGGCAAUUAAGGAUCUCUUCAGUAAAAUCAGGACGAGAAGUUGUGAUGGGAACCAUGUUGUUCAUCUGUCCUAUCUUGAGGUUUAUAAUGAAACUGUAAGAGAUUUGAUUUCACCUGGAAGACCUCUGGUUUUGAGAGAAGAUAAACAGGGGAUUGUGGCAGCAGGUCUUACACAAUACAGAGCCUAUUCAACCGAUGAAGUGAUGGCAUUACUUCAGCAAGGGAAUCGUAACAGAACUACAGAACCAACUCGUGCAAAUGAAACAUCUUCACGUUCCCAUGCUGUUUUGCAGGUUAUGGUUGAAUACCGAGUUAGAGAUGCUGCAAUGAAUAUUGUUCACAGAGUGGGCAAGCUCUCAUUGAUUGAUCUUGCAGGGUCCGAGAGAGCCCUUGCCACAGAUCAAAGAACACUUAGAUCUCUUGAGGGUGCCAACAUUAAUCGGUCACUUCUUGCACUAAGCAGCUGCAUCAAUGCUCUUGUAGAGGGCAAGAAACACAUUCCAUACCGAAAUUCAAAACUUACUCAGCUCCUCAAAGAUUCACUAGGAGGAACUUGCAACACUGUUAUGAUUGCUAACAUAAGCCCGAGUAACCUCUCAUUUGGUGAAACCCAAAACACCCUUCAUUGGGCUGAUAGAGCCAAGGAGAUUCGAAAAAAGGCAUCUGAUGCGAACGAGGAUCUAUUACCGGUACCUGAGACAGAAAUAGACCAGGUCAAGCUGGUACUAGAGCUGCAAAAGGAGAAUCGUGAAUUGCGAAUGCAGCUAGCACGCAAACAACAACAACUUUUGAAACUCCAAGCACAGUCCUUGGCAGCAUAUUCUUCCCCAACACCACCAUCAGGUUCAUCUUUUCUUUCCACUCCUCCGACUUCGGUUCAACCAAAUGAAAAACGAAGGACUAGACCCUCGUUCUUAACUGCAACUUAUCUCACUCCGGAGACCAAGAACAAGGGGGAUGAGAUAACAUUCACUGUAAGAACACUUUAUCAAAAAGUAAAAACUCUGGAGUCAGAGAUUGAAAAAAUGAAAAAGGAUCAUAGUUUGCAGAUAAAGCAGAAAGAUAAUAUUAUUCGUGAUCUUUCACAAAAGAGUGGGAAAAAAGUGGCAGCAGCAGGGGAAGUGGGAAAUAGAGUAGUAACCAGGUCUAGCAUACGACCAAAGGAUGAAAACAUAGGUGAGUUAAAAAGUCCAAGUCAUCGUUUUCAAUCACCACUACCAAAGGUCAAGAAACGAAGCUUUUGGGACAUAACUGCUGCUAACAGCCCAUCAGUUGCUGCAUUAAAUGGGAGAAAAACUAGAAGUCAUGUCAUUUCUGAACCUACUGCACAUCCAUCCAUGCUUCUUCAGCCAGGGUUUGCUCGUCAAAAGGGAAACAUUUGGAAGUGAUCUAGGAAAGAGUAGAAGAAGUUCAAGGACAGAAUAGAACAAAUAUGACAGAAGGUCUGGUAUUUUUUAAGACCUUGGCUGUGGCACAAUACGAUGAACUGGCUGUGGCACAAUAUGAAUUAGAUCAUUGCCACUUCCAUCUUCAAGUGUCUGCUUGUGUAAAUGAGUAAUACAAUGAUAGGUUCUUUAGGCUUAGUUAGCAGCAGGACUGGAGGGUUCUCUUUUACAAGCUUUAUUCACAGAUGUAGAUUUCAUGCUGUCAAAAUCUAUCGCAUUUGGCACAUGUGGCCGUUCUAUGAAGCCAGACCACCGUGCAGGAUUAUGAUUUUGAUAUUUUUAAAAAAAAAAAUCUAGAAUGCCUGCAUGUCAUUUUGACUGUAUACAAUGCAAUUCCUUCAUUCACCA
This is a messenger RNA of Medicago truncatula (barrel medic), 2523 nucleotides long. Its product is annotated as kinesin-like protein KIN-8A. Lineage: Eukaryota; Viridiplantae; Streptophyta; Magnoliopsida; Fabales; Fabaceae. The transcript is spliced from 7 exons. Gene Ontology annotation, molecular function: microtubule binding; ATP binding; microtubule motor activity. The record is from RefSeq and is a predicted model, not a curated record. Gene Ontology annotation, biological process: microtubule-based movement. Bases 193 to 2118 code for a protein of 641 amino acids.